CCUACAGGAAAGGCCCUACACUUCCUUGUAAAGCCCUACAAGCACAAUACACACAAAACAAUCAUGGCGGAAAAUGCAACCAUGGAGUCUAUAACGGAGCACGAACGGAUUUUACAGGAAAUUGAGAGUACCGACACGGCUUGCGUCGGCCCCACGCUUCGAUCAAUCUACAAUGACCAGCCAAAUGCACACAAGCGCUUUAUGGAGAAGCUGGAUGCCAGGAUAAGGAACCAUGACCGUGAGAUCGAGAAGAUGUGCAAUUUUCACCACCAAGGCUUUGUGGAUGCAAUUACAGAGCUGCUCAAAGUCCGCACAGAUGCAGAGAAACUUAUGAGCCAAGUGACGGACACUAAUCGAAGACUGCAAGAAGCUGGGAGAGAGGUAACAGCCCAGACAGAGGAGGUGAUUCGCUGUCGGAUACAACAGCGGAACAUGACCACCACUGUGGAGAAACUCCAGCUCUGUAUACCAGUUCUAGAAAUGUAUAGCAAACUAAAGGAACAGCUGGAAUCAAGAAGAUACUACGCUGCACUGAAAACCAUGGAGCAACUGGAGAAGGUCUACAUCCCCCGAGUUAGCCAGUACAGGUUCUGUCAGAUCAUGGCUGAAAACCUGCCCAUUCUGAGAGAGGAGAUAAAGGAGAUCUCAAUGUCUGACCUGAAGGACUUCUUGGAGAGCAUAAGAAAACAUUCAGACAAAGUUGGAGAGACUGCUAUGAGACAGGCACAACAACACAGGACCUUUAACAGUGCCGUAGUGAGGCAGGCCGGUGUAGGCCACUACACUAAGCCUUUGUACUCCCUCAACGGACAAACACACACGCACAACAGUCACACGAUGGAUGAUGAUGCAGAAUAUGACGACUAUGCCGAUGAUGAGAUUCUUACAGCUCAAGACCUUGUAGACUUCUCACCUGUUUACAGGUGUUUACACAUCUAUACUGUGCUGGGAGACCGAGAAACAUUUGAAAAUUAUUACAGGAAGCAGAGGAAAAAGCAGGCCAGGCUUGUUCUACAACCACAGGCGAAUAUGCAUGAAACAGUUGAGGGAUAUAGACGAUACUUCAAUCAGAUUGUUGGGUUCUUUGUUGUGGAGGACCAUAUCCUCCAUGCCACCCAGGGCCUGGUGACGAGAGCUUACACUGAUGAGCUAUGGAAUAUGGCUCUCUCAAAGAUCAUCGCUGUGCUACGCACGCACUCUUCAUACUGCGAGGAUCCAGACUUGGUCCUAGAGCUGAAGAACCUUAUUGUUAUCUUUGCUGACACACUACAGGGUUUUGGCUUCCCUGUGAAUCGGCUCUUUGACUUGCUGUUUGAGGUCAGAGACCAGUACAAUGAAACUCUGCUGAAGAAAUGGGCACUGGUAUUCAGGGAGAUCUUCGAAAUGGAUAACUACAGUCCCAUACCUGUCGAAACAGAAGAGGAGUAUAAACUGGUAGUCAGCCGUUUUCCCUUCCAUGAUGCUGAGGUAGAAAAGCAGGACUUUCCCAAGAAGCUGCCGAUGUCUCAGUCGGUCCCACAGAUAUAUAUGCAAGUGAAAGAGUUCAUUUAUGCCAGUCUCAAGUUCUCUGAGUCGCUACACCGCAGUUCAACAGAGAUUGAUGAUAUGUUGCGAAAGUCAACCAACCUGCUGCUGACAAGAACACUUAGCUGUUGUUUGCAAAACCUCAUUAAGAAGCCACACAUAGGACUUACUGAGCUGGUUCAAAUCAUCAUCAACACCACCCACCUGGAGCAAGCCUGCAGGUAUCUUGAGGAGUUUAUAACAAACAUUACCAAUGUGUCCCCUGAAACAGUACACACUACAAGACUUUACGGCUUGUCUACCUUCAAGGAUGCCCGACAUGCAGCAGAAGGAGAAAUUUACACCAAAUUGAACCAGAAAAUAGAUGAGUUUAUUCAGCUGGCAGAUUAUGAAUGGGGCAUGGCGGAGUCAGAUGGCCGGGCAUCUGGCUAUCUCAUGGACCUGAUAAAUUUCCUGCGAUCCACGUUUCAAGUCUUCACACACCUCCCGAAUAACAACAAUGAACAUCCAUCAAUGUCGGGUAAAGUGGCCCAGACAGCUUGUAUGUCAGCCUGUAAGCAUCUGUCCACAUCACUAAUGCAGAUGCUGCUGGACACCGAACUGAAACAGAUCAGCAUGGGGGCCAUCCAGCAAUUCAACUUAGAUGUCAUUCAAUGUGAAUUGUUUGCCAGCUCAGAGCCGGUCCCAGGUUUCCAAGGAGACACACUCCAAUUGGCUUUUAUCGACUUAAGACAGCUCCUGGACCUGUUCAUGGUAUGGGACUGGUCAACAUAUCUUGCGGACUAUGGCCAGCCGACCUCCAAGUACCUCAGAGUGAACCCAGCCACAGCGUUGGCUUUACUUGAGAAGAUGAAGGACACCAAUAAGAAGAACAACAUUUUCUCCCAGUUCAGGAAGAAUGACAGAGACAAACAGAAGCUGAUAGAGACUGUUGUCAAACAACUGAGGAGUCUGGUCAGUGGCAUGUCUUCCUAAAGUCCUGAGUGUCAGUGAAAGUGCCACUGACCGGACCAUACGGGCCAAUGAACCAGGCGAUGUCACACUUCCAGUUGAAUCCAGAGCUAUUUGGGUAGUGAUUGACUUGUACACUUCCAGAAUGGAUUUGAAAUCAAAUAUUUCAAAUAAUGUCAGGAUAGGAUUGUAGUGCAGACUUUCAAAUUUCACCAAAUAUGAUAUCUUACAUCUAAUUACUUCUGUUUAAUAUGUCCAUUUUGAAGGUAUAAAUAGUAUUUGGAAAAUUUAAAUAUUUGUAUAUACACCAUAAUUUUUAUAUUUGAAUGAAAUCAUUUGGAUUAUUUGCUAUCAGUCAUUAGAAUGAUAAAAUCCCCAAAUACUUCUGUAUCUUACUGUACAUUAUUUGGACCCAGAGGAUGAGGGUAUACGUGUACAUACGACGCACCAAGAACAGCAAUACACAUUACAAGGUGUGCAGGGAACAUACUUCUAAUACAACAUACAGUACACAACACCAGUUGGUGUUAUACUAAAAAUAUGACAGUUUUAUUGUAACAGUCACAUAUUGCAAACCAUUUUAAUGGCUAUGAUGAUAAGACAAAUGAGUUUUUUUGUACAUUUG
This is a messenger RNA of Nerophis lumbriciformis (worm pipefish), 3100 nucleotides long. It is a transcript of the gene exoc6, whose product is annotated as exocyst complex component 6. Gene Ontology annotation, cellular component: membrane; exocyst. Gene Ontology annotation, biological process: Golgi to plasma membrane transport; intracellular protein transport; exocytosis. The record is from RefSeq and is a predicted model, not a curated record. NCBI's taxonomy places the organism in Eukaryota, Metazoa, Chordata, Actinopteri, Syngnathiformes, Syngnathidae.